UUAGAUUAAGUAAUUCCUUUUUUUUUCCACAUUAAUCCUUUCGUUAUGGUAAUAUUCACCACAAAUUCUUGUGUCUUUUGUAACUUUACAAUGUAAGCACUUAACUUUUGCAUUCUUGGAUACCUCACACUGACCCACACCGGCCAUCUUGAUAUCUUGAUCGAGUAUACCCAUAAUACCCACUGUCCCAAUAUUUCUCAUGCGUAUAACGAAGUAUAAUUCCAAACGUUUAAAAUAUAAUGGCUGAACUUAGUAGAAGUAAAAGUGGUGUGCAGCAAAAGAUCUACAGAACCGAACUUUGUAAAAUCAGGACUGAUCAACAGAAAAGAGCGUUCAAGAUUAUAGUUGUAGGGGAUUCAGGUGUAGGAAAAACCUGCCUAACCUACAGAUUCUGUGAAGGGAAGUUUCUUGACAAACCUGAAGCAACUAUUGGAGUGGAUUUUCGAGAAAGGACUGUUAAUGUGAGUGGAGAAGAUAUAAAAUUGCAGUUUUGGGACACAGCAGGCCAGGAAAGGUUUAGAAAGUCCAUGGUUCAGCAUUAUUAUCGAAAUGUUCAUGCUGUUGUUUUAGUAUAUGAUGUUACUAAAAUGUCUUCUUUUCAGUCGUUACCACAGUGGAUUGAAGAAUGUAACCAUCACAACUUGACAGAUGUCCCUCGAAUCUUGGUGGGCAAUAAAUGUGACUGCAAGGAAAUGCAAGCUGUAAGAACAAAUGCAGCUCAGAGGUUUGCUGACUUCCAUAACAUGCCCCUGUUUGAAACAUCAGCACGGGAUGAAACAGAAUGUGACAAUGUAGAAGCCAUAUUUCUGACAUUGGCCCACAAACUUAAGAAUCAUCGUCCUAUGAUGCCUCUGCCAGUGUUACAAACUAAUGGAAAUGGUUCAGAUGAAGAUCAUCACCAUCCUAGGAUCAGAUCUCUUGUAACCAGUGGUGUGGGCACCGUUGUUAAUGAUUUGGAUAGCUGUUGGUGCUGAAGAAAUUCUAUAUGGAAGUGUCCAAUUACUGGUAAAAUGGGAGGGACUGUAAACAUUUUGAUGCAUUUGAAAUGCAGAAGUAUUUUAUCUACAUAUUUUUCAGACUGUUGCUGUGAAGUUAGAGAUUAUAAGAGCUAUAUAAUUGUGCUGAUGAACAUUUAGAGUGGGCUAAGUUACAACCAGGACACUGAUGUGUAUCAUGCCAUUGGGUCCCACAUGAAAUAAUAUACCGAAGAUUCAAUGUUAUAUUUUAGCGUCCUGUUGCACUGAUUUAAAUCAUGUACUGAAGAUUCAUUAUAAAGGUAAACUGGAGCAGUGUAUAGAAAGAAUGAAAUUAUGCAUGACGAGUUACUUCACACAUAUAUGGGGCAACUUUUGUACAGUCUGAAAUGUAUGUGAAGUAGUUUAUUCAUUUCAUUACACUGUUGGUUUGAUUCAUGUGAAAUAAAUCACUCUAAGUGAGCCACUUGUUUGAGUA
Messenger RNA from Cryptotermes secundus, 1452 nucleotides. RefSeq names its product putative Ras-related protein Rab-33. Gene Ontology annotation, cellular component: Golgi apparatus; endosome. The transcript has 4 exons. Bases 240 to 974 code for a protein of 244 amino acids. The record is from RefSeq and is a predicted model, not a curated record. Lineage: Eukaryota; Metazoa; Arthropoda; Insecta; Blattodea; Kalotermitidae. Gene Ontology annotation, biological process: Rab protein signal transduction. Gene Ontology annotation, molecular function: GTPase activity; GTP binding.